AUUGUAAAAGGUUACAUACACGCUGGUUUCGUCCACUUUUUGUCAGACAUCAUCAUGAAAGCGUGUGUAGUGUUUCUCUUGGGGAUCGGACUAGUGUCUUGUUUGGCAAAAGAAAAUGAUUUGACUGAAAAGGAAAAGAGAUUUAUCUUGACGUUCGCGUCAUCAGCAUGUUCCGAUUCCUUAGACAACUGCGCCGCCUAUCCUAAAUCUGUGUGUUCGGACCCGAAUUACCAGGCAUGGGCCAAAGACAACUGCAAGUCAUAUUGCAAUUUGUGCUCAAGCGGAAGUAGCGGAGGUGGAACGCCACCCCUCCCUGAUACUUCUUCCGGCUGCUCCGACAAACUUUCGGAUUGUAGCGCAUACGACCCUUCGGCUUGCCAAAACUAUCAGCAAUGGGCACAAGAUAACUGUGCAAACACAUGCAACAUGUGCUCGAAAAGCAGCGGAGGCGGAGGCGGAGGUGCGACGGGAAAUGGUGGUGGAUUCACAGGUUCUUCGUCAGGAUGUGUCUACAAUGGACAAUUAUACCAACAAGGUCAGACAUGGAAAGACGCGUGCAAAUAUAACUGUGAAUGUGUUGAUGGAACCUCUGGAAAAUAUCAGUGUAGUGCGUUAUGUUUAACCUGGAACUUACCUUCCUCGUGUCACAUGAACCCGCCAGGACCAGGCAAAUGCUGUCCACAACCUGCCUGUCCACCGUCUAUCACUUUACAGUAUCCUCCUGGUUAUACACCACAAUAGACGAGAAAGCAAUGAUGAUUUUAUUGUUUAUUUAUGUUCAUUUAUAGAAUGUUCUAAUACAUAUGAAAACAGUUA
Mercenaria mercenaria is the source of this 816-nucleotide messenger RNA. Its product is annotated as CCN family member 2-like. Lineage: Eukaryota; Metazoa; Mollusca; Bivalvia; Venerida; Veneridae. The transcript is spliced from 7 exons. The record is from RefSeq and is a predicted model, not a curated record. Gene Ontology annotation, molecular function: protein binding. The coding region runs from base 55 to 741 and encodes 228 amino acids.